UUUCACCGCCCACACAGCCUUUGCAGACAUUUUCACCGCUUUUCCUCCAUAUGGAAGCCGCAGCUUCCUGCAUUCAAGGCACUCGGUUCAACAAGUAACGACGUCAGUCCCCCGAAAAUCCAAUAAAAUUUGUGAAAAACCCCCCACGUCAUAGCCCCAAAAAGUGCUAUUGAGUGAUAAAGAUAGCGUGGAAUCAGUACUAAACCAUUCCAUUAUCUGAGCAGAGCAGAAGCAUCCAGUUUUCGCCAUGUUAUUCUCCCUGGGCAGCAACAAAACCAACAUGGAUCCGGCGCUCAUAAACUUCAAGGUGCUCUAUGUGCUGACGCAGCUGGUGGGCUUGACCAUGAUCGUUCUGGUGGGCACCUGGAUUGGCCAACACUUUGGCGGCCUGGGCGGGACAUCCAAUCCCAAGCUGGAGUUUAACUGGCAUCCGCUUUUCAUGACGAUCGGCUUCAUCUACCUGUACGGCAACUCCAUACUCAUCUACCGUGGCUUCCGCACCACGCGCAAGAAGACUCUGAAGCUCACCCACGCCGGCAUCCACUUGGCCGCCUUCGUUCUCACCGUGAUUGCCCUGAAGACGGUCUUCGAUUCCCACAAUCUGGCUAGUCCGCCCAUCCCAAAUAUGUAUUCUCUGCACUCGUGGCUGGGCCUCUCCGCGGUGAUCAUAUUCUCGCUUCAGUAUGUGGCUGGUUUCGUGGCCUUCUUGGCUCCUGGUCUGCGGGAGAACUACCGCAUCGCGAUGAUGCCGCUCCACAUAUACUUUGGUCUGUUUGGCUUUGGGCUGGCGAUUGCCAGUGCCCUCAUGGGAAUCACCGAGAAGGCUAUCUUUGCCAUCACCAAUCCACCCUAUUCUACUCUGCCGCCUGCCGGUCUCCUGGCCAAUGUUAUUGGAGUUCUCUACGUGGUAUUCGGCGCCCUAGUCGUCUAUCUGGCCACCGAACCUUCGUAUAAGCGCAAGCCCAUUCCCGAGGACACGGCCCUUCUCACCUCGAGCUCGGCCAACGAGUAAGGAAUCUAUUUGGAUCCCCUGCCAGCUGCAGUACUUACUUGGACGCCAAACUCUGUGCACAAAACCAACCACAAACCGAAAACCAAACGAAACUGGAACCUGAUCCCAUGGAUGGUGCUUUUUUGAGACAUCGGGGAUACCUGUUGUUGUAUUCGUCGAGAUGAUUGUUUCUUUCUGUAGAAAAUAGAUAAAUUAAUGACUAUGUAUAACCUCGAUCUAUCCACAUACGUAUACCUGCAUCGAAAACGGGUGCAACGCGAGUGCUCAAACUUAACGUGCUUAACCUCAAGAACAUAUUUAUGCUGUAAACAGUACCAACUAUGCUUUAUUAUCGUUUUGUGUUAAAAUAUUGUACGUUUAAAUAAACUCGUAACACUAA
Molecule: messenger RNA, 1391 nt
Organism: Drosophila bipectinata
Lineage: Eukaryota; Metazoa; Arthropoda; Insecta; Diptera; Drosophilidae
Product: plasma membrane ascorbate-dependent reductase CYBRD1
Molecular function (GO): oxidoreductase activity
Source: RefSeq, a predicted model, not a curated record